AUGGCAGGCACCGCCAACGACUUCCAGAACGGGGCGCCCUUCUACCUCGACUCGUCGCAACAAGACUUGCUGCUCGCCGCGCUGGCCUCCAAUACCAACAACCAGAACACAAACGACAUGUUCGCAACAGGCCUCGAUGAUUCCAAACCGCCCCAUGGCUCAUCACAGUUCCAGUUUCCAGUCGACACGCUGGACCCCGCCUACUUCACCUCUCGAGAACAGUCCACAUCCGCCCAUGCUUUCAGCAACGGCAGCCUCGACGAUACUCCUUUCGUAGAUUACCUCGACGGCGAAAACACAUUUGAUUUCGACGGAGCAGACAGCAAUGGCAUCAUGAUUGGCGCACUGCCUGGCGAUACGCCAGCUGAAUCCAACGACAAGCGCAAGAGUCCAGACGAUGACGACGAAGACGGUGAGGAAGGGGGCGGCAAGCGUCGUGAAGGCGAAGACAAGCAAGCAAAGAAACCUGGCCGCAAGCCACUGACAUCAGAGCCAACAACAAAGCGCAAAGCUCAGAACAGGGCAGCGCAACGAGCAUUUCGAGAGCGCAAGGAGAAGCACCUAAAGGACCUCGAGACCAAGGUCAACGAACUCGAAAAGGCUUCAGACGCCACCAACCAUGAGAACGGUCUGCUGCGUGCCCAGGUUCAGCGGCUGCAGAUGGAGCUUCGCGAAUACCGAAAGCGUCUGUCUCUCAACAGCACCGGACUGAACCGCACACCACCGCUAGCUUCAGGCUUCAGUUCUCAUCUGAGUAAUAGCGCCGGUAACAAUAGCAACUUUUCCUUUGAUUUCCCACGAUUUGGCGGCCUUCCCGCCGCCCAAUUACUGGAUAACAAUUCCCUAUCCAACUCAAAAAAUGGCUCGAUUGCGUCCAGCGCAUCUGGCCGACACAACAGCACUGGACCGAGCAGCCCGGCCAACAACACCAAUGGAUCGACCGCUAACUGUCCAAACGCACCAAAUACGGGUCAAACGACGACCGGUGUACAGCGUUCUAACAGUCUGAAUGGAUUCUGGGGAGCCAACAAGCCAGCAUCUUCUACCAGUGCUACUCCUGCGCGUAGCAGUACUGACAGCUCUGCGCAUUCACAGUCCUCUCGUGUCUUCCAAUUCAACAGUGGCUCGUCAACCCAUUCUGGCUCGCCUUCAAAUGCGUCCACAUCGCCUACCAACCACGACUCUUCAUGUGGAACUUCACCUGAACCAAGCCAUACUUCGCCGAACCAGCAAGCGGACACAGGAGCAGAUGGUUAUGUCUGUCACAGCAACCAAGAAGGUGAGCUCUCCUUCUGCGAAAAGCUCAAUAUGGCCUGUGGCAACACUCGUAAUCCCGUGCCACGUGCCAUGUCCCUAUCUGACGACAAAUCUUCUCCUGCAGUUUUGUCCGCGUCCACCAAGUCGCCCACCCCGCCUGUCACCAGCAUUGACUACUUUGCCAAUCAGAAUGGCGGCCAAUUUGAGCCGACUCUUUUUGGCGAAUAUCGCGAUACCCAGACUGCGAUUGUGGGUGAUGGCGAUUUCACCGGUGGCUUCUUCAACGAUGCCUUCCUCAAUGUCGACUAUGGUAGCCCAUUCCAGUUUGCCGAUACACCAGCAACGCAAAAGACGAAUCUAGUGGAAGAGUCGGAGCGGGCUCGAGAGGGCGAGGAUGAGGUGGUACCCGGAGACGACAUGAGCGCCAUGCUCAACUGCCACAAGAUUUGGGAUAAACUGUCGAGUCGCCCAGACUUCAAAGACGGCACCAUUGACAUUGACAAUCUUUGCUCCGAGCUCCGCGCCAAAGCCCGCUGUUCGGAAAGCGGCGUAGUGGUGGAUCACAAGGACGUCGAAGCCGCGCUCAAACGCCUGCCCAAGGAAAGCAGUUUCGCUUAA
Molecule: messenger RNA, 1875 nt
Organism: Plenodomus lingam JN3
Lineage: Eukaryota; Fungi; Ascomycota; Dothideomycetes; Pleosporales; Leptosphaeriaceae
Biological process (GO): regulation of DNA-templated transcription
Cellular component (GO): RNA polymerase II transcription regulator complex
Molecular function (GO): DNA-binding transcription activator activity, RNA polymerase II-specific; transcription cis-regulatory region binding
Source: RefSeq, a predicted model, not a curated record